Molecule: messenger RNA, 789 nt
Organism: Adineta ricciae
Lineage: Eukaryota; Metazoa; Rotifera; Eurotatoria; Adinetida; Adinetidae
Source: the annotation of a GenBank genome assembly
AUGUCUGCUGAAGGGAAACGAAUAAUUGUGGUUGCUGGUGGUACUGGAGGAAUUGGUCGACAUAUUGUUGAUGAUCCUUCAACACUUCGUGAUUUAACAGAAAAAGGUGUUAUUGUUGUUCAAGUUGAUUAUUCAAAUCAUGAAUUAUUGGUAAAAGAAUUACAAGGAGUUCACACUGUAAUUGUGACAUUAAUUUCUCUUGAUGAAUCAUCAAUUUAUUCUCAAAUAAAUCUUCUCAAUGCUUCAUUAGAAGCGAAAGUGAAACGAUUUGCUCCAUCAGAAUGGGCUGGAAAACAUGAAGAAACGAGUCCUAUUGAACUUUAUAAAUUUCUCAAAUUACCUGUUCGAGAAAAGGUCAAAGCUUCUGGAAUUGAAUAUACAAUAUUUGUUAACGGAAUUUUUAUGGAUUAUUUUGCAUCACCACAACGAGCAAGUGCAUCAUUACCUCCUCUUACUGUUGGUGUUGAUUUUAAUACAUGUCAAGCAGACCUUUUUGGUACAGGAAAUGAACCAUUUUGUAUUACUCGUGCUGAUGAUGUUGGUAAAUUUGUUGCUGCUGCACUUGAUCUUGAUAAAUGGGACGAAUAUACAGAUGAAGUUGUUCAACUUGCAAAAGAUACGAAUGAUAAUAUUAUGAAGAAAUUUAUGUAUCAAGUUCAUGUAAGUUUGAUACAAGGAGAAUUUGAUUACGAAGACACUUUAAACAAAAAAUGUUCACAAGUUCAACCAACAACAAUUGAAAAUUUUCUUCUUCAAUGGUGGGAUGAUAAACAAGGACAAGUUCUCUAA